AUGCAGCACUCAUUAAAGGAGAGCAUACAGAACAGCCACAGCUACAAGGCGUACAGGAUGUACUUCAGCAGCAGGCUGGUUGUUCUUAUGCUGACAAUAUUCCUAUUUCAUGUUGUAAUUGUCUCGUGCGAAGCUCUCUUUAUGAUUUACUGCGAGCACAGUUUAAAAAAUCAAAAGAUUCCAGAAAUAAACCCGUCCCUCGAAAAGCUCUUCCUCGCUUCAGACACUGCAAAAGUGUUCGAGUCGCAGGCCAAAAUAGCAGGAAAGUGGGCGAUUAAAAGGGCUGCGAGCAUACUCAUAAAAAGCUUUGAUUUUAUCGUCAUUAUCGCGUUUUUCUCCCACGGGAUAAGAAACUGGCUUAUGCCUGCAGCCAGGAGCUUCAAGGGCAUCAUAAAAAUCAACUCAUCGCACAUGUCAGUUGCGGACAACACGUACCUCUGUCUCUCUCUGCUCGCUCUGGGCAUGAAGUCCGUGGUUGCGGAGUGGAUCAUUGUCUCAAAGCAAGACUACGUGGACUUGCUGCUCAACACCUUCAUACAGCUGUGCAGGUGUCUGCUAGUUGCCCCCAUUCUCGUGUGGCUCUUUAGCUCUGUGUACAACAAGACAAAAUACGGGCUCAUCCUCGCUGCGUACAUGUCCAUCAUUAUUCUCAUUUUAAUCAGCAACUGCACGUCAAUUCUGCCAGACUCUGUGGAGGGCAUGGAUAUAAUACCGGCAAAGGAGCUGGGGCCCGAGCUGUACACUGAGCUAGUCAGACUCAAGCUGGAGAACAAAAUAUACUGGGACCAGGAGGCAAAGGGAGAGAACGCAGCGCUUGUCAAAACAGGAGCAUCAAAGUACAUUCUCGUGAUGGGUGACUUGCUGAAGUACGGAAAAAAAGAGUUUAUCUCGUUCAUUGCCCACGAGGUGGGGCAUGCAGACGACCAGAGCACAGAGAAGAAGCUGCUCGCAUCAAUACUUGGCCUUGGGCUUACGUGUGGGUGCAUGCUGGGAGUGCUGCACGUAAUUGUUCCGAAGUACGAAAGACGCGGCGUGUCUCCUUUCUCUGUGGUUGUUUUUUUAUUGAUGGCGAACAUGUACAUAUUCUCGGGGCUUACAAACAUGUUCUACAACAAUCUGUACAUUCUCUCGGAAGUAAAUGCUGAUAUCUAUGCGAAAAAGCUGGGAUUUGGGAGCAGCUUGGCCAAUGGCUUGUACCGGCUGAUGAUUGACAACUCUGCGUCCCUGUUCCAUUCUACUAUUUACACGUACUACGCACAGGACCAUCCUGCUGUAUCUUCUCGUGUGGCAUAUUUAAAUAAAUAG
This is a messenger RNA of Nematocida minor, 1305 nucleotides long. Its product is annotated as STE24 endopeptidase. Lineage: Eukaryota; Fungi; Microsporidia. Gene Ontology annotation, biological process: CAAX-box protein processing. Gene Ontology annotation, cellular component: endoplasmic reticulum membrane. The transcript has a single exon. The record is from RefSeq and is a predicted model, not a curated record. Gene Ontology annotation, molecular function: metalloendopeptidase activity. The coding region runs from base 1 to 1305 and encodes 434 amino acids.